CGCCAGGUGCGCGGACGGUGAAAGGCGCGGGGCUCCGGGGUCCCCUGCACCACGCGCCCGCGCUCCCGCGCUGUGUUCGGGGCUAUGCCUCCGCUCUGGGCCCUGCUGGCCCUCGGCUGCCUGCGGCUUGGCGUGGGUGUCAACCUCCAGCCCCAACUGGCCAGCAUGACCUUUGCCACCAACAACCCCACCCUCACCACGGUGGCCUUGGAAAAGCCUCUCUGCAUGUUUGACAGCUCAGCGGCCCUUGACGGCACCUAUGAGAUCUACCUCUAUGUCCUUGUCGACCUAGCGAGCUCCAGGAACGCCUCCGUGCAGGACGACAGCAGGACCCCCCUGAGUUCCACGUUCCAGCAGACAGAGGGAGGGAGGACAGGCCCCUACAAGGCUGUGGCCUUUGACCUGUCCCCCUGCAGCGACUUGCCCAGCUUGGAUGCCCUAGGGGACGUGGCCCGGGCCUCGGAAAUCCUAAAUGCCUACCUUGUCAGGGUGGGUGCCAACGGGACCUGCCUGUCAGACCCCAACUUCCGGGGCCUCUGUAACCCGCCCCUGUCUGCAGCCACGGAAUACAGGUUCAAGUACGUCCUUGUCAACAUGUCCACGGGCUUGGUACAGGACCAGACCCUGUGGUCAGACCCCAUCCGCACCAACCGGCUCACCCCAUACUCAGCGAUCGACACGUGGCCCGGCCGGAGAAGCGGAGGCAUGAUCGUCAUCACGUCCAUCUUGGGCUCCCUGCCCUUCUUCCUGCUCGUCGCCUUUGCCGGUGCCGUCGUCCUCAGCCUUUUGGACACGGGCAGCUCGGACAGGGAAACGACACAUGACUCCCAGAUCACGCAGGAGGCCGUCCCCAGGUCCCUGGGGGCCUCGGAGGCUGCGUACACAUCUGUGAACCGGGGGCCGCCGCUGGACCGGGCCGAGGUGUACACCAGCAAGCUCCAGGACUGAACCCGGGCUCCACCCGCGGGCGGCCACACUGUCCUGGCUGGCCUCACCCUGGGGACAGUGGGGAGUGCGGGUGGGGAGGGGGGGUGUCUGCGCACAGCAGGUGCUCACGCCCUGACCCCACCCGAGGAACAGGGCAUGUUGGUCCAACUUGCAGGAAGGCUUCUAAUAAAAUCUUCCUAAGAUUCUGAGUUCGAUAGAGACGUACUGAAGGAAGGAGUGAGAAGGUGGGUGAAUGAGUCGGUGUCAUAUGGAGGGGUUGGAUUAUUUCUCUGGAGGGUGGGGGCAAGGGUCUGAUUUUCCAUCGGAGUCGGGGUGGUGAGGGUUAGGGAAACUGAGGCUAUGGGAACAUCUGGACAAUGGGUCCUGAGAAACGGGCUGUGCGUGCAGUCAUUAGAUGGUGUUUGGGGUCUGCUGGCCAUGAGGUCCUAGAAGCUAAAGUGGGCACCCAGGGGGCAGCUGCUGGCAGCUCCUGUCACCCCCAGCAACCGUCUCCUUCCCUCUGGGGCUCAGCUUCCUCAUCUAUAAAAUGGGCUGAUAUAAAUGGCUAAUUUCAAGGCUCCUUCUCAGCUUUCCCUGAAGACCCAAGGUGGGCAGGCAGAAGAGGGGUACCAAGUCCACUUGGGGGGUGAAGGGGCUCUCCCGGCCCUGCUUCUCCGCUCAGAUGGCUCACUUCCCUCUUCUGAGCCAGGUAGUAAGACUACUUCCCUUUGGGGAAUGAGCAAAAGGAGUCACAGUCCCACUUCCCUUUUCCCUGAAAGAAGAAACGUGUCAGAGCAGGUCCGGGGUGUAAAGCAGGAACACUCCCCGUCGGCUGGAGGAGGCCGCAUUCCUGAGAGGCGCCAUGCUCCCCACGGGCCUUCAUCACCAGUGUCGGGACGGGGUGCUCUGCGGGCCCUGGAUCGUUCUCUGGGGGCACGGACGCUGAGACACACACAGAUCUGCUAGAGGGUUCCAAGGCAGAGGAGGCAGGAAGGAGGCAGAAGCUAUGGGAAGAAGCCUAAAGGCAGGGAGGGGUCUGGAGAAACCGGAGCCACUGAGAGUCCCCGGAGCCGAGAGGAGCCCAGACCCUGGGCAGCGGGGAUGGGAGGGGGCGAUGGUGCCGCUCUCUAGGGGGCGCCCAGCCCAGGUGUGCCUUGGACUAGCUCCCAGAUCCCUCCAGACUGUCUUCCAGGACACCGGAGUCUGCCUGAGCAGCCUCUGGAAUUCCCGCCUCCCCCGUCUUGUGUGCCCUCCCCAACCCCAGCUCCGUUAGGACAGUCCCUCAGCGCUUCCCUCAGAGAAUGCCCGGCUGCAGCGGAGGGGAGGAAACGCUCCCUGGAAGUCCGCUGCUGUGGAAACUUCGUGCAAGUUUGCAUUCUGCUUCUAACACGUCUGUCUUUAUUUUUAUUUUGUUUUUAAUUGAGGUGAGAUUGACAUAACAUAAAAUUAACUGUUUCAAAGCAAACAAUUGCGUGCCAUUUAGUACAUUCU
Mustela erminea (ermine) is the source of this 2418-nucleotide messenger RNA. It is a transcript of the gene UPK3A, whose product is annotated as uroplakin 3A. Bases 85 to 948 code for a protein of 287 amino acids. The record is from RefSeq and is a predicted model, not a curated record. The transcript is spliced from 6 exons. Lineage: Eukaryota; Metazoa; Chordata; Mammalia; Carnivora; Mustelidae.